Messenger RNA from Caenorhabditis remanei, 843 nucleotides. RefSeq lists its product as uncharacterized. Gene Ontology annotation, molecular function: chitin binding. The transcript has 2 exons. Gene Ontology annotation, biological process: carbohydrate metabolic process. Bases 1 to 843 code for a protein of 280 amino acids. NCBI's taxonomy places the organism in Eukaryota, Metazoa, Nematoda, Chromadorea, Rhabditida, Rhabditidae. The record is from RefSeq and is a predicted model, not a curated record.
AUGUUUGUCCGAAUUGAAAAAGAAUUGGUUGUGAAAACCGAUCAGACGUACGCUGAAACAAAGAUUUGGGACAUGAAAAAAGCGGUCAGCGAGGCAAAACAAAACGGAUUAAAGAUGAUGUUUGCUGUCGGUGGUUACCAAGCAGACUCAGAAUUCCGACAGAUAACUUCGCUGACAGCAAGUAAAGAAACCAGAACAAAAUUCUUGAACUCCAUCAUCGCUGUUAUCGAUCAUUAUGAGAUCGAUGGAAUUGAAAUUUCCUGGAUGUGGCCUCCAUAUAUCUCCAGAGUUCCCUACUUCAUGUUGAUCCGAGAUAUCCGGGAACAUCUUGAAAAGCAUAGAAUAGUCAAAGGUAGAGCAGAUGACUAUGUGCUGAGCAUCACUGCUCCCAGAAAUAUUUCCGAUUUGAAUAGUUACUAUUUCAAUGAAAUUCUGAAAUAUGUGGAUUUCGUGAAUGUGCUUACUGAUGAAUACCAGUAUAGUAAUAAGCUAAUAGGUCCGAUAUCGCCUUUAUUAGGAAAUCCGGAACUCAGCUUGGAUGCAACAAUGAAGUAUUUGGUGUGUCAAACGAAACGACCGAGUAAAUUUAAUUUGGUGGUACCGCUAUUCGGACUGUUCUGGACUAAUGUAACAUACUCUUUGAAUGAAGCGUUUCCCGCACCUAAACUAGAUGCUCAAGGUCCGUACGAGAUGGCUUGGAGGCUGUGGAAACGGGAGCCAUGGUCGAGUUUCUCAGUAUCAUGGGUGAGAAAUCAAGGCUACCUUUCGUUUGGGAAUCAAGUUCACGGAUGUUCGCAACUUUUGAAAAUGAGAGAAGCUUUCGGGAGAAGUCUAUUUAUGUAA